GCAUGCGCAAUUGACGUUUCCGCUAUUAGGGUGAAAGAUAUUACUGUUUUUUGUCGAAAUUAAAACGUAAUUUCUUCGCAAUCCCUCUAUCAAAUAUCAAACAAAGAGUACCCAAUCAAAAAAUAAAGAUGGCCCAUCAAGAUGGCCAGCCAAACGAACAUUUGGCCGAAAAUUGGUUGACAGAAUUUGAAGAAGAAUGCCUCGAGGAUUUGGACAACUCCGAAUCAAAUAUGGAGGAUUCUUUGCAAAGAGAAACAGAUUUUGCCUUACAGAAAUUGUUUUUCCAGUUCCAGAAUUCUGCUACAGCCAUUGCUCAAUUGUAUAAAGAUCGUUCCAAUGGGCUUUCAAUGUGGGUUCCAUUUCAAAAUGCUGCUUCAUCUGUGACAACAAUGUAUAAAGACAGUGUGGAGUCAGCCAAAAAUUCUAUGGAGCUUGGUGUUCAGAAGGGUCGACAGCGUAAUCUUAAAGACAUUGUGUCAUGGGUGAAAAAACGUAGACGACACAUACGUAGAGAGGACUUAUUAGCAUUUCUAAGUGGUAAAAAUCCACCACAGAGGACAAAAUCUGGUGCUGGUGUGAGACACGGGUCCAGCGUCAGAGCUGAUAGGUCGUUUCCAAGGUUUCCUUCUGCAGACAGUUUGCCAAGAAGUGCUGAGGCAGACCUUCAGUGUUUUAGAGAGGCAAUAGCUUUGCAAGGUCUGGAUGGAGCCAUGUCAAACAUCAGUGUGGGUUUCCGUCCACAUGGUAAUCAUGGUGCUAAUAACCAGCCUCCACAUGCAGGCAUGCCGAAAAACAACAUAGACGAUCUGAACAGUUUCCUUCUUGAAGAGUUUUCACGCAACUGUGAUGCCCGAAAGAGAUCUUCUACUCCAGAUGUAAACAUGGACUCUCCUACGAGAAAGAAAAGCCGGUUAUUUUAGAUGAGAAAUAUUUCAAAAAGUUGUUAAAAAUGAUACUAUUUUACCAAUAGAUAACAUUUUAUUAGCUUGUAUGUUUUUUAAAGAAAAACAUUUGAGAUGUUUUCAUAGCCUUGGUUUGUCAUGGCCGGACAAAAACUUUACCCUUGACCAUAACUUAAAUAAUGUUCAUAUUCAAAUAAGAUUUGGUAGCAGUUUUACCAUAGACAAUAUAUACAUGAAUUGUAGACUUAUGUCCCUUUUCUAUUCUAAGAAACAAACACAGCAGACUAGUGUUGGCGUUCGAUCAACGGCACUCUUGUUAAUUCAAGUAUUGUAUUUUUGUUGUUGUUAAUUUUUCCCUUAAAAGAAUAUGUGCUGGAAUGGAAGACAGCAGGGUCUGUGUGUAAGAGCUGAUUUGUACAAAUUAAAGGAUGUCUACUGUAUACAUCAGUAAUCAAAACAUUCAGAAUCGUUAACCUUGCAGUAAAAGACUAGUUUUGUAUUGUCUUCCUUAGUUUCUCAUGUAAAGCUUCCUUGUAGUAUAUCAAGGCUUCCAUUAAGAAUUUGUAAUUGGAAGUAUGAACCUUCUUUACCAUCAGCUUUUGAUGUUUUUCUCUGACACAUGAUAGGACCAGUCUUUACUAUUAUUAUUCUGAUAAAAUCUGAAAUGAUUAGCUACUAAAAGAUGCUAACUCCAUAGAAGUGUAUUCAAACAAUUUAUUCAAUAUUAAACAUUUUGAAAGUGUGGCCUUUAAUGGAACAUUGACACCAGGUUUUUAUGUUUUGAAAGCUUUCAUCUUUUAUCCAAGUUUUUUGGAAAUUUUAGCCCGUUUCUAGGGAGUAAUUCACUUCAAAGCUUCCUCAAAUGGAAACCUUUGUACCAACAAAUAUUCACAUUAACCAUUUCAUUAGAUGGAGCUGGAUGUAAAAAAUUGAAAAAAUGUAGUAGUCGUAUACAACAUGCAUGUGUAUAUAUUGACAUCAAUAAUCUCAUUUGAUUAUUUCUUGUAACUAGCAAAUCAUACUGAAACUGCACUGAUGAAUAAAAUAAUGCGUCGUCUAAGUUAUUUCAAAAUGUUCUUUAUCUGUUUUCAAUGCCGACAAGUAUUUAUGACUCCUCUGGUACACCAUUGUGUUUAAAAAAAAAUACUGAUUAAUACGAACAGAAUUAAAUUCACUUUGAUAAACUGUUUCGCUGCUUGAAAGUUUUAGGUUUAUAAAUUUCAUUAGACUAUCUGCAUUUUAUUUUUAUAUGACAGUGAAACAGUUGUUUUUCAACCUAAAAUGGUGCUGAAAUUUGGCCCCAUUCCAUAAUAAGAAGAACAUAAGCCCUUUAAUAAAUAAUUGCUGAUUUCACAAUCUCAAUGGGACAAAUUCCACAAUUCUGGAAAUUGAUAUAUUUGUCAUUACUCCACCAUUUUCUUCCCUGCAUGUUUUAUAAACUUUGGGCCGAUUGUUCAGAGCUUUGUAAACAACAAUUAACGACAUCAUUGUUCAAUUUUUAACGUGAACAUAUUGAUGAUUUGCUCACGUAUUUAAAUAAAAACAAGUACAGCUGAAAAAGUUGUCUCAAAUCUUGUUUGAAAUACAACAGAUCACGAGUGAAUCCAUUAAAUUUCCAGAGCAGUAACAAUUUAAAAGUUUACAACGAUGACGUUAACAACGUUAUUUUUAACAAAGUUCCACAAAUUGGACCAUUGUUUCACAAACAAGCUUUUCCUGUUUUGUGUCACUAUUUUCACUAUUCAGUGGACCCUGUCCCAUUCCCAUAGGGUUGGGAGAAAAAGCACUGUAUUCAUUGUGUUUGUGUUUUGAAAUUGAUUGUCAAAAUAAGUAACUAAACUUUGUACAUUUUUAUGAAGUAUAACUCAUACAUGUAGUUUUAUUGAUGAACUGUUAAGAAGACACAAGACGUACAUGCAUGUUUCUAAUAGGAAUUAUCUUUUAGGAUUAGAUUAAUUCUUGAUUUAGUUCAAUUAUGAUGAAUAAUUGUCUUUCAAUAUUGGGAUUAUUUUAUUUUGAAUUUUUUUAUCAGGUUAUGAAGAAAGAUAUUGUAUGUACAUGUAAUUUUUAGUUCUUGCAAAAAGGGCAUUAUUUUUUAAUAUUCAUUUGUUUUGUGAAAAUUUGUUUCAAAAAGGGUAGAAUACAGUGAAACUUAGGUAAUACACAGGGGAAACAAUGUAUUCCAAGAUGUACCAUAUUUUUCACAUGUUGUUAAAAAAAAUAUGAGGUUCAUAGAAGUAUUUGUCUCAGAGUGUGUGUAGGGAUAUGUCAGAUCUUAUAAUACGGUACUAUGUUUAAAAAUAUGUAUUUAAAGUGUAAUUAUAGUUAAACAAUAUAAAACAAUGAUAUUUUAAUUAGUUAUACAAGUUUAUGUGUUACACACAAAGCAUGGAAGGAGCUAAGGGAUUACAUAGUCUGUAGUCAACUGUCAUAGAACAAGGGAAUCAUUGUCAUUGGCCUCAUACUUUCAUUUAUCGUUAAUAAAUUUUAAAUGGCUUG
Molecule: messenger RNA, 3401 nt
Organism: Mya arenaria
Lineage: Eukaryota; Metazoa; Mollusca; Bivalvia; Myida; Myidae
Product: HUWE1-associated protein modifying stress responses-like
Exons: 4
Coding region: 129-920 (263 amino acids)
Source: RefSeq, a predicted model, not a curated record